Staurois parvus is the source of this 699-nucleotide messenger RNA. Lineage: Eukaryota; Metazoa; Chordata; Amphibia; Anura; Ranidae. The record is from the annotation of a GenBank genome assembly.
AUGCCCGCUGUCCAGUCAGACGAUCCAAUGUCUGACCCAGUGCCCGUGGUCAUACCAGUUGACUCGGAGCCCACUGCCUUGCCAGAUGACGCGGUGCUCGCGGUCGAGCCAAAUGACCUGAUGCCUGGUGACCCGAUGCCCGCUGUCCGGUCAGACGAUCCAAUGUCUGACCCAGUGCCCGCGGUCAUACCAGUUGACUCGGAGCCCACUGCCUUGCCAGAUGACACGGUGCCCGCUGUCGAGCCAAAUGACCUGAUGCCUGGUGACCCGAUGCCCGCUGUCCAGCCAGACGAUCCAAUGUCUGACCUAGUGCCAGCGGUCAUGCCAGUGGACUCGGAGCCCACUGUCGUGCCUGGUGACUCGGUGCCCGCUGCUCCGCCUGGGGGCCCGAGACCUGUCGCUCCGCCUGGGGGUCCAGCGCCCGCCGCUCCACCUGGGGGUCCGGCGCCCGCCGCCGCCCCGCCUGGGGGCCCGAGACCUGUCGCUCCACCUGGGGGCCCGAGACCUGUCGCUCCACCUGGGGGUCCGGCGCCCGCCGCUCCGCCUGAGGGCCCGAGACCUGUCGCUCCACCUGGGGGUCUGGCGCCCGCCGCUCCGCCUGAGGGCCCGAGACCUGUCGCUCCACCUGGGGGUCCGGCGCCCGCCACUCCGCCUGAGGGCCCGAGACCUGUAGUUCCGCCUGGGGGUCCAGCGCCCGCC